GCCAUUGUUGUCUUAGCAACGAGCAGUCAUGGCGGAGGACCCAUUUUUCGGUUUACUGAAUGGCAUCGCCCAAAAAUUAUACUACGAGAACAAGGAAAUUACGGACGAUGUUCUCAAGAACGACCUGUAUCCAUCGGUUACGGAUCAAGAGUUCUCCAAGUUGCUUGCAAAGGCGACCAAUGUUAUCAAGACUCUCGCGGCCUCCAACAUGGACUGGACACAACUGGAAGCUUUCCUGACGUCCCAGACCAAGCGUCAGGAAGGCGGAUUGACGGCCGAACAGGCGCAGUCGACAGCUCGCUUCUGGCAAGGUCACCGGUCGCGCAUCCGUGCCAGCGUCCUGGCACAGAGCCGCUGGGACCCGGGGCUCGAAUCUUGCUCGUGGAGGGUGGACGUGGACGGCCCCACGGCACAUGUGACCCUUGGACAAGCUCAACUGCAGCUCGACAAGUCCCAUCUUGAAGCGCUGCUCCAAAGCAUCGCAGACGUCCAAGUGGCAUUAGAUAAACACUGUCCCAAGGUGAAGUGAACACACACAUGCUUCCUGGAUACCGCCGAGACAUUCUUUGUUCGUCAGUUACAUCCGAUUGUGUGAGCAAUGGACUUCCUGUGUUGCUGCUCGUAUGCGACUAUUGGUUCUUUUACUGGAGUAUGUAGCCAUUCGACAGUACUGUUGACCACAAGCUACCGUGAAAUACCGGGUGAGCACCCAUCCCACUUUUGCUGAAAACUGGAUUCAUCUAGACACAGGUGCUCGCCCAAUCAAAUAGGGUGCCUAAAGUAUACAGAUUUCCCAA
This is a messenger RNA of Ixodes scapularis (black-legged tick), 797 nucleotides long. RefSeq names its product COMM domain-containing protein 1. Gene Ontology annotation, biological process: positive regulation of protein ubiquitination; copper ion homeostasis; negative regulation of protein localization to cell surface. The record is from RefSeq and is a predicted model, not a curated record. The transcript is spliced from 2 exons. The coding region runs from base 29 to 529 and encodes 166 amino acids. Lineage: Eukaryota; Metazoa; Arthropoda; Arachnida; Ixodida; Ixodidae. Gene Ontology annotation, cellular component: endosome.